This is a messenger RNA of Penicillium malachiteum, 270 nucleotides long. RefSeq lists its product as uncharacterized. The coding region runs from base 1 to 270 and encodes 89 amino acids. The transcript is spliced from 2 exons. The record is from RefSeq and is a predicted model, not a curated record. Lineage: Eukaryota; Fungi; Ascomycota; Eurotiomycetes; Eurotiales; Aspergillaceae.
AUGCACUUCACCAACUUUGCUCUGGGCUUCCUGCCGCUUGCGUUACUGACAGCGAGCUAUCCAGUUACAUCAUCGAGUAAGCUGCUGGAUGUCUCUCAGGUGACUGGCCUCCAGCAUCUGGCCGCCUAUCUUAAGAGCCACUCGGGGUCUUCUCCUGCUCUUACCAAGCGGGCGGACGAUAGCUCUGCCUCCAGACUGACUAUCGAGUUUCCCGGCGAGGAGAACGCGACCGACUCGACCAUCGCCAAGCGGGCGGAUGACAGCUCUUGA